AUGUCUCGCGGAACCGACGAGCUGGCAGCGGCUCUCAGCGCUCGCCGCGGUCCCGGCGCGCCAGGCAGCCCCUCCUCACAGCCCCGCCGCCGCUGCUGCUGCUGGGCCAUGUUGCAUUUUCCUCGCCUCUCUGCCCUCCUCCUCCUCUGGGCAAGCGGCGUUGUUUGGGCGGCAGCGCCAGCGGCAACUCGCCUCAGAUCACCUGACACGGACCCGCCGCCGCCGCCGUGGCUACCUUACC
Podarcis lilfordi (Lilford's wall lizard) is the source of this 241-nucleotide messenger RNA. The record is from the annotation of a GenBank genome assembly. NCBI's taxonomy places the organism in Eukaryota, Metazoa, Chordata, Lepidosauria, Squamata, Lacertidae.